Plasmodium malariae is the source of this 2244-nucleotide messenger RNA. RefSeq names its product conserved Plasmodium protein, unknown function. The transcript is spliced from 2 exons. The coding region runs from base 1 to 2244 and encodes 747 amino acids. Lineage: Eukaryota; Apicomplexa; Aconoidasida; Haemosporida; Plasmodiidae. The record is from RefSeq and is a predicted model, not a curated record.
AUGCUAAUUGAAAAUAGGAAAAUAGUAAGAAAUGUUAUUUUCGAAUGUAACGAUAAAUUAAAAUUAUACAUAAAAAUAAAGCAAAGCAUCAAGAAUAAUGAUAUAAGUAAAAGUGUAAGAGAGUUGGAAGAAUGUUAUAAAAAUCUUUUGGGUUCUUAUUCAAAUAAAUUUUACGAAAUUAAAUGUUAUAAUGAUGAUUAUACUAGUGAUACAAAAAUAAAUAAUGAUAUAAUAAAUCGUCUUUCGAAUAGCUUUAUAGAAAACAGUAAUGGGUGUGUAAUAUCUUUUUUUAAUAAAUAUGGAAAUAUAAAAAUAUCUAAAGACAACAGCAAACAUGUUAAAAACAAUAAUUCUAAUAAUAGUAUAGAUGAAACAUAUAUAAGCAACCUUAUAGACGCUUUUUUCAUUAAAACAUGUGAUGUAUCAGUUAAAAAAAAUGAAAAAAAAAAUUAUUCCUUACGAUAUGGUAUUUUCACUAAUUCCUUUAAUUUAUAUGAUUUAUUAGAAGAUUAUUACUAUGAGCAUAUGCAGUAUUACCAAAAAAUAAAAAGCUGUACGUUAAAAUGUGACGAAAAAAUAGAUAAAAGGAGGUAUAACAAUAACAGUAACAAUAAUAAUAAUAAUAAUUAUUAUUAUUAUAAUUAUAAAAAUGUGAAUACUCCUUCUAAAAGUGAAAUAAAAAAGUUCAUUGAGAAAACAAGGGCUGUUGUAUUUUCAGAUUCAAGGAAAUUAAAAGACAUGCUCAGCUUUGCAGAAAAACAGAAAAGGGUGGUAGAAAAUAAAUUAAAAAAAGAUGAAUCAUUUUUUUGUACAUUAUUAAUUAUAGAUAUUAGUAGAAUAAAAGAAGAAGACACGUUUAAUAGUAGCCUCAUAAAUAAUAAUGACAAUCAUAGAUCUACUUUAAACAAUUUUUACUUUAUUAAUGUCUAUUAUACAAAUGAUAAUAAUUAUGAAGAAGAAAACAAUAAGGAGGAUAAUUUGAGAAAAUCGUUCAUCGAAUUUAGCAGUUUAAUUAAGCAUUAUUAUACGGAUAAACAUUUCAAAAUUGAUAUUUCAAACUUUAACAAAAUAUCAAAAAUAAUUUCAGAAAUUUUCUAUGAUUUAGCUAAUAUUCACAUAAAAAUUGUCCUGCACAUGUCAGGAAAUUAUGAUAUUAAAAAGAAAGAUGAGCCUAUUUUGAAUUUCCUCCAUUCCAUUGACCUUGAAUUAAAAGAAUUCUUAAAUUAUUUGACCAAAAAUGUGAAGAAAUUAGAAAAUGUAAAUUCGAAUUUGCGAGAAAGUUCUGAGGAUACCCUUUUAUUAAAAAAUGAAAAAUAUCAUAAAAUAAAUAAUGUUUUAUUCAAAAAUAUCGAUUUAGAUCAAAAAACAAAAUGUAAUAUAAUAAAAGAAGCUAUGAAUAUUCCUGAAGAAUAUGUUGAUAGAUUAGUAUUACUAAAUAAAACAUUUCAACAUAAUUAUUCGUUUUAUAAAGAAAAGGAAAAAGACUUACAUAAGAGUAUUAAAAAUUUAGUGGAAAAACAAAAUGACAUUAUAAAAAAUUAUGAACAAGAGGAAGAGCAAAAAAAAAGAGAUAUAAAUGGUGCGCUUAACGAAAUUACUUAUAUUAAUGAAAAAUGUUUGGAACUAAAAAAUGAAAUAAAAAAACAUAAGGAUUUAAAUUCGAAAUAUUUACAAGGCGAAAAACAUAGGCAAGAACAAAAUUUAAUAAAAUUUCAGACUGCUGAUGGUAUGCUAGCUAAGGAAUACACGUCUUUUUUAAAAUUUCGUAAUGAAUCGUCAAUACAUGAUCAAAAAACAAUAGGAAAAGAGGAAGAUAUAAAUAAAUUUCAAAAAGAUGAACAAACCUACAAUGCUAAUGAAGAAGAAGAUAAGAUACAAGAUAUAUGCAAAAAAAAAGAAGAAGAAUACUUGAAAAAUUUAAAUGAAGCCAUAAAGAAACAAUAUGAUAGCAGCAUAAGUAGAAAAAUCGAUCUGCUCAACGUUCUAAAAAUGACAGCUUCAAAAUUUAAUGAAAAAAUAAACUCUCUGGUAAAUAACUUUAAAAACACAAAGGAGCUGAAACUUAUAUCCCCAUUAGAAGACAACUGUGUUAAUUUGAAGGAAAGGUUUGAACAAACAAAUUUAGUAAUAAAAAAUUGCUUAAAGGAUUAUAAGGAGAUGUUGGAUCACCUGGAUACGAACAAUUUUAACGAGAGCCAGUUAAAUUGGAUAUACAAAAUGAAUUCCUUAUCGAAAAAAUUUUAG